Messenger RNA from Megalobrama amblycephala (Wuchang bream), 3519 nucleotides. It is a transcript of the gene psd2, whose product is annotated as pleckstrin and Sec7 domain containing 2. Gene Ontology annotation, biological process: regulation of ARF protein signal transduction. The record is from RefSeq and is a predicted model, not a curated record. Gene Ontology annotation, molecular function: guanyl-nucleotide exchange factor activity. The coding region runs from base 333 to 2336 and encodes 667 amino acids. Lineage: Eukaryota; Metazoa; Chordata; Actinopteri; Cypriniformes; Xenocyprididae. The transcript is spliced from 10 exons.
CGCACUCACUCAUACACACAACCGAGCUCUGACACGCAGCCGGUCGGUCUGUCGGUCGCUGUGCGCUGUCCACGCGGUGGCGAGAGGAAACGGCAGGUGUCAGACUCGGUUCUUAUAAGCUUUUUUGCAGAGCUCCCUCCUUAAAACAGCAAACCGAUCCGCUCGGAUGAUAUAGGCAGACAAGACGUCCGAGCUUCCAAAAUUGCUUCAUUUGCAGGACGGAUUUGAAUUGCUUUUUUUCUUUUGGCGGUGUGACUUUACCCCACUCCCUUGCUCCUGACCCUGACCUUGUGACCCCAGGCUACUAGGACAUCGUGAUUGAGGAGACCACCAUGAGUCAGGAGGGGCAGGAUGACCCCCUCCACACAGGCACCCCACCUCCAGAUAUACCCCCAGAACCUGAGGGAGAUGAGGAUGCUGACAGCUCUAAGGCUAAAAAUUUGGAGCCCUGUAAUGGGCCAAAGACAGAGGAGGAGCAUCAAGGAGAAGCAGAAGACAGAGAAACAGAAAGCAACAGAAAUACACAGUCCAGCGCAAAGGAGGAUGAGAAGGUGACAUUAGAAGAGGAAGGCAGAAAUGGUGAGAUUGAGGGCAGUUGCUUGGAUCCUGUAACAGAAAAUGGUAAAGGGAAUAUCUGUGAAGGUGAAGACACACAGUCGCUGCUGCCUCAGAGCCCAGAAAAGGACUCAACUAAGCCCCUGUGCUCUCUGAGAUUUGAGAACGGGACCGAAGAUGACAGCGAAGGGCAGGAGGAUGAGGAGGAGAUCCUGGAAGAGUCUUCAGUGCAGGGGAACCUAGAUGCCUUCAGUUCCACAUUUGAGCUCUCCGUAGAGGAAGCAGAUGCUGAGGUAGAGGACGAAGAAGAAAAAGAGGAAAGUGAGACUCGAAAUCAGGACAGUUUCAGCUCUACGUUUGAGAGCAUUGUUGAGAAGGUCGCCAAGACCACGGCUAUGGAAGAGGAGGUGGAGGACGACAGAGAGGAAGAGUAUGACAGGACGAAAGAGAGCCAGGAUGGUUUUAGCUCCACAUUCGAGCGCAUUGUCGAGUCGGAGCUUCUGAGAGGCGGAACUUGCUACAGCAGUUUGGAUUCUCUGGACGUGUUGUCGCUCACUGACGAGACGGACAGCUGUGUCAGCUUUGAGGCGCCACUCACCCCUCUCAUACAGCAGAGGGCCCUAAUGGGCCCUGAACCUCCAGAUCUGGAGCUGGAGACUGUGCAGGAAGGGGCUGAGGGUGAGGCAGAGGUGGGCACAGAGACGGCAAGGGAUGAAGCAAGCUCUGCAAGUCCACUACGGACCACUAUACCAGGAAGCAGGUCGGAAAAUGUCUUGAGCCAGCCGGCACAAUGGAGCAUCCCUAAUGGAUUCCAUAUUGAGUUACCUGGAAAUCGAGAGAGUGGAGCAACAAUGCUAAACUCUAUCAGCGAUGCCAACCUCACAGAUGUGCUGUGCGACUCAGACUCCGAGCUGGGCAGUGUGGACAUGCUGGAGAGGGGUAGCACAGAUACUCUUGCCAAUGGCUGCCGCGUCGACGCAGAUGCUGCCAAACGACUGGCUAAGCGACUGUUCUAUCUGGAGGGCUUCAAGCGCUGUGACGUGGCACGACACCUGGGCAAGAAUAAUGAAUUCAGCCAGUUGGUGGCAUCAGAGUACUUGAGCUUCUUUGACUUCACUGGGUUGUCAUUAGACAGAGCGCUGAGGAACUUCUUGAAGGCAUUUCCUCUGAUGGGAGAGACUCAGGAGAGAGAACGUGUGCUGGUGCAUUUCUCCAAACGCUUUUGCCACUGUAACCCAGAAGCUCUCACCUCAGAGGAUGGCGCUCACACGCUGACCUGUGCUCUUAUGCUUCUUAACACAGACCUACAUGGACAUAAUAUUGGGAAGAAGAUGUCUUGCCAGCAGUUCAUUAGCAAUCUGGACGGCCUCGACGAUGGCAAAGAUUUUCCCAAAGAAUUGCUCAAGGUGCUCUAUAACUCAAUAAAGAAUGAGAAGCUGGAGUGGGCGAUCGAGGAAGAGGAGUUGAGGAAGAGUCUAUCGGAGCUGGUGGAGGAGCAGUGUGAGGCAGGGGGGAAGCGGGUUGUCAGGGUAACGGAUGGCAGUAACCCUUUCAUCGCCAUUCCACUUUUACUCAAUGCUGUGACGUACAAACACGGGGUUCUGACACGCAAAAGCCAUGCAGACAUGGACGGCAAGCGCAGUAAGUGUGUCCUUUGUUUUUUCUGUAAAAUCACACUUUUGGAUACAUUUCCUGGUCCUGUUUCCCUCAGUUUCUGCAUUAAUUCCUGUCCUUUCUCCAGUGUCUAUCAAUAUAAGAGGCACAAUUUAAUAGACAAAUAAAUAAGUAAACAGAAAGGUAACUCAUGUCCAAAACAUAGUAAACUGUGAGGCAGCAUUUUAAGGCAUCAUAGUUGUGCUCCCAUAUGAGAUAUUCUGCUUUAGAGGAUGCCUUCUUUUGGCCAAUAAUUUGCUUCCAUAUUUUUUGCCAAAUUCCCUUAUAGACAAGGCAAUCCCAUAAUGCAUUGUGACAAGCUCAGUGUUAUUUUAGCAUUAUUUAUUUUAAUUUUAGUUUGAGUAAUUUUGUUGUGUAUUUUUUUAUUUUUUUUUUAUUUUUUUAUUUUAGUGCUUCAAAUAUUUCAGUUAGUGCAACAUUUCUAAUAAUAUUUUAAGUUCCCUUUCGAAAGGGAACUCGCGCUGCGUCCCCUAGGUGUCGCUAUGGGGGAAGGCCUCUGGCAUGCCAGGUGUCUGAAGCAUGAGUCUAAACACGACAAUGAACUUGACACUGGCAGGCGGCAGCCUAUGACAUCACCACAGGUUCAGGACAUGCUGCGGCUGAGGCGAGUAGGAGACUGAAGUGUGGCUCGUAAGCAGUGGCCUACGGGACACCCCCGCAGCCCCCGUGGUGCGUGGGGGCCCCCACCCUAUGAUGGGCCUCGUCGCAGAUUCACCUUUAGACUAGACUACUUUAUAGCCUUUGCUUUUUUUUUUUUUUUUUUUAGAACUGAACUCAAUUGACUAAAGAUGAAAAUAAAGCAUCCAACUGAAGCCCAAAAAUGCAAGCAGAAGAUAAUAGAAAAUAGUGCUAAAUUACCACAAAAGGGGGAAAAAUUCAUCACUGUUGUUUCCAUCGCCGUUUGUAAGGUAGCCAAGACAACAGCAAGCUUUGAUGCGCUGUGUUACUGUUAGCGAAUGUGUGCCGAAACAAAUAAAUAUGUUCGGUCUUUGCUGAGACAUUAUUAUUGUUAUUUAUAUUUUUAUAUAUUGCCCAAACGUAUUUACCCCAUCGCCAGCUCUGCUAAUGGUCAGCUACCGGAAUGUCUGAAGUUCUUUUCCAAAUGUAGCCUAGCCAAUAAGUCUAGAGUUUAUUCUUUUAGUAAAUGCAUGAAUUUAGUUUAGGCCUACGUCAUUUGAUGCACCGAUCGAAAUUACUGAAAAUUUGUGGCCGAAACAGCAAUUUACGCUCUUGUCUAGAAGGGAACCUUAUAUAGCCUAUACGCAAAUUUGUGUCUAACUUAGAAUUUAG